Messenger RNA from Camelina sativa (false flax), 816 nucleotides. NCBI's taxonomy places the organism in Eukaryota, Viridiplantae, Streptophyta, Magnoliopsida, Brassicales, Brassicaceae. The record is from RefSeq and is a predicted model, not a curated record.
AUGUCUAUCAUGCUUUUCCUCAUUUUCUUUCUAUCCAUCAUCUCUCCAAUUCAGAUGGAUUCUCCUAAAUGUGCUAAGUUCUCAAAGUUUCCCACCAAGGGAUACUCCAUGGUGUUCAAGGUAUCUCUUCAAGGUUGUGGAAGGUUCACAAAGAUCCAAGAUGCCAUUAAUGCAAGCAUUGGCUCAACUGUAACCAAGACCCUCAUACUCAUUGAUUUUGGAAUCUAUAGGGAGAGAGUUUUUGUUCCUAAGAACAAGAACAACCUUGUGAUGCAAGGUAUGGGGUUCUUAAGGACAUCUAUUGAAUGGAACAACACAGCUUCUUCAUCCCAUGGAACAUCUGAAAGCUUCUCAGUGGCUCUCUAUGGAGAUCAAUUCACUGCCAAAAACAUAAGUUUCAAGAACACGUCUCCCGCACCCAACCCCGGAGCAGAUUGCAUAAUUCAUUCCGUAGCAAAGGAGAAUACAAUCGGGUGUAUUACGGCAAACGGAAGGAACACGUUAAGAGACCGAACCGGAUUUGUUUUUGUGAAUUGCCAAAUUAAAGGAAGCGCGAAAGUUUGGCUUGGGCGUGCGUGGAGACCAUAUUCGAGAGUUGUCUUUUCCAAGACAUACAUGUCAAAAGUGGUUUCUCUUGAUGGGUGGAAUGAUAUGGAACAUCACAGUUCGCAAAAGACGGUGUAUUACGGAGAACAUCGGUGCUACGGACCUGGAGUGAAUCAUAGUCAACGAGUUCCCUAUGGGAAGCAACUCACCGAUAGUGAAGCAGCUCCUUUCACCAACAUAUCCUUUAUCGAUGGUGAUCAAUGGCUUUAG